Messenger RNA from Phascolarctos cinereus (koala), 962 nucleotides. RefSeq names its product dnaJ homolog subfamily A member 1-like. Lineage: Eukaryota; Metazoa; Chordata; Mammalia; Diprotodontia; Phascolarctidae. The record is from RefSeq and is a predicted model, not a curated record. Gene Ontology annotation, molecular function: Hsp70 protein binding. Gene Ontology annotation, biological process: protein folding.
CGGGGGGCGGGACUUCCUGAGGGUGACGCGCCCCGGCUCCUCUACAAAACUCGCCGGAUGCGACGCCGCGAGCGGAACUUUCCAGAAAACUCGGCGAGAAGCGGAGGGUAGCAGCUGCUGCUGCCCGAGCUCCGCGCACAAGAACUCGCGCCCCCUUCCCCCAUCCACUCUUCUUCCACUCCAUCCCCCAACAACCCAACCGGCUUCUGGGCAGUACCCUCUCACCACACCCCGGACAGGCAUUUCGACACCGGGCGUACCACGAGCGUCGCUCCCCGGCUAUAAAAAUGGUGAAGGAAACUACUUAUUAUGAUGUUUUGGGGGUAAAGCCCAAUGCCUCCCAGGAAGAACUAAAAAAGGCAUAUAGAAAACUAGCCUUAAAAUAUCACCCAGAUAAGAAUCCAAAUGAAGGAGAAAAGUUCAAGCAGAUUUCUCAAGCUUAUGAAGUGCUUUCUGAUGCAAAGAAAAGAGAUUUAUAUGACAAAGGUGGAGAACAAGCCAUCAAAGAGGGUGGUUCUGGUGGUGGCUUUGGUUCUCCAAUGGAUAUCUUUGAUAUGUUUUUUGGAGGAGGUGGAAGAAUGCAAAGGGAAAGGAGAGGUAAAAAUGUUGUUCAUCAGUUGUCAGUGACCUUAGAAGAUUUAUAUAAUGGUGCAACGAGAAAACUGGCUUUGCAAAAGAAUGUAAUUUGUGAUAAAUGUGAAGGACGGGGUGGAAAGAAAGGAGCUGUAGAAUGCUGUCCUAAUUGCAGAGGUACUGGAAUGCAAAUAAGAAUUCAUCAGAUAGGACCUGGAAUGGUUCAGCAAAUUCAGUCAGUUUGCAUGGAAUGCCAAGGGCAUGGGGAGCGAAUCAGCCCAAAAGAUAGAUGUAAAAGCUGUAAUGGAAGGAAAAUUGUUCGAGAGAAGAAGAUUCUGGAGGUUCAUAUUGACAAGGGUGAGUAUCUGGAGUGAUUUUUUUUUUUAACC